Molecule: messenger RNA, 6303 nt
Organism: Aspergillus terreus NIH2624
Lineage: Eukaryota; Fungi; Ascomycota; Eurotiomycetes; Eurotiales; Aspergillaceae
Product: C50 family peptidase
Exons: 2
Coding region: 1-6303 (2100 amino acids)
Biological process (GO): meiotic chromosome separation; proteolysis
Cellular component (GO): mitotic spindle pole body; cytoplasm; centrosome
Molecular function (GO): cysteine-type endopeptidase activity; protein binding
Source: RefSeq, a predicted model, not a curated record
AUGACGGUUGCAGCUCUCCUCCCCGAUUCCUCAGUGGAAUCGGUGAAACAGGCCGUCCGCUCGACAUCAACAUGCUCCGAUGCCACCGUGUCGUCCCUCCAAACCCUCUUUCGCAGUCCCAAUGGCUCAUUCUCAGACGACACAAUCUCUGCAAAGAAGACCACGUGGACAACAAAGUCUUCCACUACGGCGGCGAGUCGCGCACGAGCCGCUCGCUCGACCAAAACAAAGACCUCAACACAAGCUACGACAUUGACCACACUGGUAGAACAAGACGCUGCGCGCCCGUCGUACCAGGAACGCCUUGUCCUCGCGACUGAAGUUUUUAACACGACAUUAAAGACCCUGUCAGACGCCGCGAAGCUGCAGUCUUCAAACCGAGACGACACCCGGGCCCGGUCAGCACCAAGCGUCUCACCGCGAUCGAUGUCCCCGACUAAAACGAAACCCUCCCCAUGCGCGCAGACGAAAUUGAUGGGCCAGGAUGAAGGCGUUGUUGCCGUCGCCGAGUGCGCAAGAAUGGCGCUGGGGUCUUUGCGGACACUGAAGACCGAACAGACUGGUCCGGAAUCCGGCGCCCCGAACAUGCAACUGGAACAAGGCGCUUGCGUACUCGCAGGACGAUACCUCUCUCUGGGGCUCUACGAUAUGGCAUAUAAAGAACUUAGGGGACUUAGAAGGAGGAUUCAGCAGUACCUGGAUAGUCGGGUUACGGCCCGUAAGAAGACGACAAAGAGCAGGACGACGCAUGAAGCUGUGGAUGAUGCGCCUGCGAAGGAACGCAUGUCGGAUUUGUUGAGCUUUACAAAUCUUGCGCAGGCGGAACCUUUGUUUGGCUUAUUGGUUUCGUUCCAGUCCAAUGCCCUACGUCUUAUUGCGGCUGAGAAGAAGGCACCUACAAUUCAGAAAGUCGCUCCAUGCCUGCAGGUUUCCGACCCGAGUAGUCCGGCCAGUGUUAUCAUGGCAGCACUUGAAGCAGGGGCACUCACCAAGGACAAAGCUGCGGUUCAGCUCCAAUUAUUGUCGAAUACAGUACUAUCGCUCUCGAGUGUUCACACGUCGCCUGCCAACAGUACAGGCAAGGAUCGGCUCAACCCUGUCACCUCGCUGACGCUGCAAUUGCUCACCAUGGAGAUCCGCUGCAUGAGCUGGAAAAUGUCCGGCCAUGUUUGUGAUGACGUUAAGGAGAUGUGGGAUCCACUGGCGCGCUACCUGGCCAACUUUGUUCACCAAACCAAAGACAUUGGGAAGACCGAGUUCGCCUCCAUCUAUACGACUAUCCUUCGUCUCCAGUCAGCGGUCUCUAAGCUGGCAAAAAAUCCAAAUUCCAGCAGCAAAGACAACCCUUCGGUGGCCCGCAUUGCAACUAUCCUAGGCCAGGUCGCUCAAGAAUCCGGCUGUUUCGACGAGGCACUUCGGCUUUAUACACAAUCAGUCAGCCCACUUUCUGCCACGCAAGGUCUUCCUUUGGCUACUUUGCGGUGUAGAAUUGCGUCACUGCACUUUCAAGCCGCGAAACGUUCCAGCAAAUUCUCGGGAACCGGUCUACUAGACGCGGUCUCUGAAGCCACUGCUGCGCUUGGCAUGCCACUGAGAGGCACCGCUAGCGAUCUCGAUGAGCUGCUGGUUGAAUCAGCCAAACUCAAGAAACUGGCUAUGGGCUGGUUUGGUGAAGUGAUUGGGAAAGACAGCAAAAAGACCGGCGAGUCGAAAGACGCCCCGUCUCGAAUCCAUGAAUAUCUCUGUGCAUUCCUUCGAUUUUUACGACGUUACAUCGGAAGGGAGCCGUCGAAUGAGGACGAGCAAAAGGACUACGAGUCGUUUGUUAAGCGUGUUAAUGCUGCGAAGAGCAUUGUACUUGCUGGAGUCGACUCCGCUAUUGCCGUCGGCAAGUUAUCGGUCAUGUCUCAGAGACCUGCUUGGGAGGAUGUUCUUUCGUGCCUGUCUGAUUGCCAGCGUCUUCUAACGGUCAUGAACGUCGCAGGGGAGGAAGAGGUGCUUGAUUCAUCCGGCGUGGAGCCUGUCGGCAUGGCAUUCGUCAAGUUGUCAAACCUGUUCUGGUCGCGCUAUCUCAAGGAAAAGGAAACAGGGAAAAGCUCCCGUGAACUCCUACCCAUUCUCAAGCAGUCUACUGACCUACUCUCCACUUGCUCUCCUGGUGAACGUAUCACCGGAUUUGCCGCCUUGAAGAAUGAACGACUGGCGCUGGUGUGCAUGGAUGCAAAUAUGGUGACUGAGUCGGAGAAGGCUUUUCUCCAGUCGAUUACCGAACAUGUUGACGCCGGGGCCUUGGAAGAAGCCAUUUCUCAGUGUCCCAGUCUCUUCCCUCAUCGAGUCUCUCAGGACCCAAAAUCUGGGGCAUUCAUGCUUGGGCGUGUUCUCUCUUCUUAUUUGAAAAUGACCCUGCGCAGCAAGUCUGCCAAGAUCCAGGGCCUUUUUGACGACGAGUCUAUGUCGGCUCUGCAGCGAGGCCAUAUUCUGGAGUGGCAGCUGGGCAUUUUGACCGACAUACACUACUAUGCCCAUAGCGAUGAGGCUUUCCGGACAGCAUUUAGUUCAUUCUUGACUAAGCUAUUCGACAUUUACACGUUCGAGUCACACCCUGUCCGACGGUUGCGGGCGGUCUUGAUUGGUCUACGCUUUACAUUAGAACGCCCAGGCUGCCUGGACCCUGCGUUGUUGCAGGAACUGAUCGAGGAAGGCGUGCUUGGCAUGGACUCGGACGGGGAACUAAGCGAAGACACCGACCUUGCUGAUUUUGCGCCUCAUCUGAAGAACUCCAUACGGCUUACCGUCGGCCUUCAUCAGGGUGACCUGCAACCAGACGACCUGAACCAUGUGAUUUCUACCUGGAAUACUAUGAUGCGCGAGUGCAAUGACUGCAACUCUCUCGUGGCGCGUGUUGGCGAUGUUGAUUACUGUCUUUUGCAGAUGAAGGCAGUUGUCGACUAUACGGAAAUCCAUGGACUCUGGAAUCUGCAGCUUUCCACUCUUGAGCUUAUUCUUCGUACUACGGAACUCCAAGCCACUGGGGACUUUUCUGAGGCCACUAUUAUCCUGUCUCGCUUGGUCCUGCAGUAUUGUCGCUUGGGAUAUUGUACCAGGGCCCGUGGCCUCCUCGACAAAGCAGACAAGUACCUCGCCACAAAAGAAGUCACCUGCCUUGCAACCUUGUCGCAUCAGUUGGCUUGGGUGGGGUAUUUCCUGGAGACGGCAGAGACAGACAAAGCUGCAGCCACGCUCUCAGCCGCGAGGAGCCUCUACGAAAAGAACCAGAAAAAGCAAGACUUGCAAAAUUGCUCUGUCAUGACCAAGAUCUCGUGGGAACGACUCGUGGCUGACGCGGCCUUCAUGAGCUCCCGGCUUUCGUUCGCGCAGGGCUCAAUUAACGACGCCUUAUUUUUCGCUAAACUCAGCGUGAGGCUCAACUGCCGGAUCUGGGCUAAGGUUGAGCGCAUUGCACACAGAAACCGGGACAAGGCAUUGCCAGCAGCUGAGAACUCGGAGCUUGACACUGUUGUUGAGGGAAUAGCCAAGCUGGAUGUAUCUCAAACGCACGUCAUGACAACAUCGAGCUCAUACACUCAAGGAGCACCUUUCUGGCCUCACAUUGGUUCCCACCACACGUCUCUUCUUAACCUGGCCAGUCUCUCUGCUCAUCAUGGUCUCUUCCAAGAUGCCAUCUAUUAUGGCGAACAAGCCCUCAAGAUUAACAAGACGCUCAAUGCCAACGUGAGACUGGUUGCUUCUCAGGUGGAACUCGGGUCCCACUGGAUUUAUGGUGGUCACAUCUCUGAAGGUCAGGAGCUACUUGCCGCUGCAGAGAUGGCAUCCAAACAGUUGGAUAAUAGCAUUGAGAUGGUUUCAUUACAGAUGGGCCUCGCCUCCCUCUACAGGGCCCAAGGCCAACACAGUCAGGAGCUCCGUGCACUUCUGCAAGCGGAGAAAACGAUGGGCGAGUUCCUACGCUCGGAGAUGACCACAGCAUCAAGCAUUCCUGACCUUGAAGACAAGAUGGAGAAGCUCCGCAUUCGUCCCAGCAGUCGUCGUACAAGACAUCAGCCAACCGCUUCGACCUCAACUAUGACGACUCGAAGAACCCGUGCGACGACCAUUUCUACGAAAAGUGCACCCAAAGUGCCCAGUACGACUUCCGAUUCACCCUCUGAGUCCACUUCUCUGUCACACCUCAGAGGUGAUAUCCUACAACAGCAGGCUGCUUGUUCUCGAGCUCUGCGUCAAUUUGACAAGGCCUCUGAGCUGCUUAAUGACGCCCGACAGUAUGCUCUUUCUCGAGACAGCAAGAUCACGUUGCAUAUUGGCGAAAGUGAGCACUUUCUGGCGGAUGCUAUACGGCAUUUUGCUUCUCAUGCUGUAUACUGCGUUCUCCCGGAAUCAACCAUCUCACUGCCAUCUUUGCAAUCUCCCAGCAAAGCUACUAGUGAGGCUAAGGUGUCUAGCAAAACAUCAACUGUUAGGAAGACAAGGGCUGCUCCAAGGACGGCACGGUCGAGAAGUCAAAAGGCAAACGAUGAUUUCUCUGCCAUGCUCUCCAAGGCCGCUGAUUGUCUGGGUGAUGUUUUUUCUACGGCUACAGCCUUAGGGUCUACACUCGAUAGCCAUGCCGCCUCGCGGCUUAUGAGUCGGAUAUCCAUGCUGUCUCAUGCAACUGCCGCAGAAAGUUCUCUCUCACUCUCGCCGCCGCCUGCAAACGUUAACGAAAUUGGACGCAUUGGUGCUUUCGCUCGUGAACAUAUUGCUAUCGGGAUCGACAAGGAACUGGCCGACUUCUGUGAUCCCCUAUCAUGGCCUGUUCCGUCCAAAUCGACUGCGGAAUUGAGCAAUGAUCUGUGCACCAACUUUACCAAGGAAUACGUGGAUAUCCUACCGGAGAACUGGAAUGUUCUUUCCCUGUCGCUGAGUGCGGAUCGCAACGAGUUUAUCAUCUCGAGGCUGCAUCGGGACCGCUCCCCGUUUCUUCUCCGUUUGCCCCUACGAAGAGGAUCCGCGGAGGAUGAAGAGGAGGACCAGUUUACCUUUGAGGACGGACGGAGUGAGAUGCAAGAGCUCAUCAAGCUGGCUAACGAGAGCGCACACGCCGCAAAAGCUCAAACGGACAGACAGUCCAAGAAGAAUUGGUGGAAAAACCGCGAGGCCCUCGACCGUCAAAUGGAAACCCUGCUGCAGAAUAUUGAGAAUGUGUGGUUUGGGGGAUUUCGAGGGAUCUUCUCCCCCGUUCCCCACGACACCGCCUCUCUAGCACGGUUUUCAAAGGCCUUCCAUGGUGUUCUGGACAAGCACCUCCCCUCUCGUCGGAAGGGGAAAAAAGCAGAUGGUCCCAAGCUCACACUUCACCAGAAUGUGUUAGAGCUGUUUAUUGGCGUGAAAGAUUUGGACAAUCAAGAGGACCCGGAGGACACUUUGAUGGACCUUCUCUACUUCGUGGUGGAUAUUUUGCAGUUCCAAGGUGAACGCAAUGCGUACGACGAGAUUGACUUCGACAUGAUGGUUGUGGAGACCUUGGAUGCUUUGAGAGGCUACCAUGAGUCGGUACAGAAUGACGGCGGCCGGCAAACUCCCAACCACACUGUUCUGGUUCUGGAUAAAUCGCUCCAUCUGUUCCCCUGGGAGUCUCUCCCGUGCUUGCAGGGCUUUCCGGUUUGUCGUGUACCGUCGCUAGAAUGUCUCCGCGACCGUAUCCUUCAGUUCCGCAGCGACAGUACAGAUGGUGCUAUGUCCGGCUUGGGGAUAGAUAAGAGGAAGGGCACCUACAUCCUGAACCCUACCGGAGAUUUGCAAACGACCCAGAGUACUUUCGAAAAGGACCUCUCGCAGCUACAAGGAUGGAACGGUAUCUCCAAUCGAGUCCCGACUGAGGAAGAAUUCAAAGACGGAUUAGAAUCGUCCAGCCUGUUCCUUUACUUCGGACACGGAAGCGGCGCGCAGUACAUACGCGGCCGCACAAUUAAACGUCUGGAUCGGUGCGCCGUCGCAUUCCUCAUGGGCUGCAGCAGCGGUACAUUGACCGAGGCCGGCGAGUACGAACCAUACGGUACGCCGAUGAACUACCUGCACGCAGGCAGUCCUGCAUUGGUCGCUACACUGUGGGAUGUCACGGACAAGGACAUUGAUCGGUUCGCCAAAUCGGCGUUUGAGAAAUGGGGACUCAUUGGGGAGGAGCCGACGGCCGGGACGAAGAGUCUGGCCGCAGCUGUUUCGCAGUCGAGGUCUGCGUGUGUGUUGAAGUAUUUGAAUGGCGCGGCUCCGGUGAUCUACGGUAUCCCUGCGGUGUUUUUGGAGUAG